Molecule: messenger RNA, 1528 nt
Organism: Cynara cardunculus var. scolymus (artichoke)
Lineage: Eukaryota; Viridiplantae; Streptophyta; Magnoliopsida; Asterales; Asteraceae
Product: serine carboxypeptidase-like 1
Exons: 14
Coding region: 38-1408 (456 amino acids)
Biological process (GO): secondary metabolic process; proteolysis
Molecular function (GO): serine-type carboxypeptidase activity; acyltransferase activity, transferring groups other than amino-acyl groups
Source: RefSeq, a predicted model, not a curated record
AUAUACACACAUAGGUGUGCAGGAGGCAACAGGCAAAAUGCGGAUUCCGCUUAUCGUCCUCCUCCUGCUCUUCAUACUGCAAUUCCACAUGCUACAGCUUUCACAUUCGAAAUCCAUCGUCGGAAAACUCCCUGGAUUUUCCGGCCAGCUUCCCUUCGCUCUCCAAACCGGUUAUAUUGGAGUGGGAGAAAAUGAAGAAGUGCAGUUAUUCUACUAUUUUGUCAAGUCUGAAAGAAAUCCCCAGAGAGAUCCGUUGCUUCUUUAUCUAACUGGUGGCCCAGGAACCUCUGCCAUUAUUCCCUUUCUUUACCAAAUCGGUCCACUUAAUUUCAAAUAUGGCAAUGCAAAUAGAAGUGAAGUAAAAUUGGAAUUGAACCCGUAUUCAUGGACAAAGACGGCUAACAUCAUAUUCAUAGAUCUCCCCGUUGGCACCGGAUUUUCGUAUGCCAAGACGUCCAAAUCGUCAAGGAGCAGCGAUUCCCUUGUAGUUACUCAUGCCUAUGAUUUUAUAAGAAAGUGGCUCCUGGAUCAUCCUACGUUUCUCAGUAAUCCAUUGUACAUUACGGGGAUUUCUUACAUGGGAAUUAUCAUUCCAAAUGUCGUUUCAAGAAUAUACGACGGCAACGAACGAAGGGUUCAACCAAAAUUGAACAUCAAAGGUUUCUUGAUCGUGAAUCCUCUUACUGAUAAGUUCAUAGAUUUCAAUUCGAGAGUUGAAUUUGCCUACCGCUCUGCACUUAUAGACGAUGAAAUCUAUGAGUCGGCAAAAGAAAAUUGCGGGGGGAAAUACGUGUACUUAGAUCCGAACAACACAAUGUGCUUGAAUAGUCUUCAACGCGUAAAUGAGUGCCUUACUCGAAUUAACAUAGCUAACAUCUUAGAGCCGGUUUGCAACGUACAAGAUCCAGAAGCAUUUUGUCGAGAAUCCAUUUAUCUGUAUUCGAAUAUUUGGGCAAACACGAAAGCGGUCCGACAAGCUCUCCACAUUCAUGAGGGAACAGUAGACAAUUGGUUGUUCACGAACAUGAGCAUCCGUGCUUUGUAUGGGAAAAACGACACCAUAUAUUACUCGUACAAUAUCUUCAGCAGUUUGGCCUCCCAUAAACAACUUCUUACCAAAAAUUGUCGAGCUUUGAUCAUCAAUGGUGAUCAUGAUAUGACAUUUCCGUACAUGGGCACGAGGCAAUGGAUAGAUCUUCUUGAUCUUAAAACUAAAAUCUCGUGGAAACCAUGGUUCGUUCGUACUCAGGUCGCAGGAUAUUUCAAGACAUACUCAAAAGCCAAAUACUCUUUGAAAUAUGCGACCAUUAAGGAUGGUGGUCAUGCGGUGGCGUUAUACAAGCCUGAAGAAUCGAUGAUGAUGGUGGAGACAUGGCUCGAUUCUCAUACUAAUUCUAUAAAGUCUUAGAGGUUGUUUGUUCUUUUUUCAGUUAAAUUUUAACCUCACUAACACGUUUGUGUGGAUUAUUGACAUCUGUAUGGAGGUUAUUAUUAAUUGUUGUUUGGUUUUUGUAACAACCACUUCUGA